Mus caroli (Ryukyu mouse) is the source of this 7418-nucleotide messenger RNA. It is a transcript of the gene Naaladl2, whose product is annotated as N-acetylated alpha-linked acidic dipeptidase like 2. The record is from RefSeq and is a predicted model, not a curated record. NCBI's taxonomy places the organism in Eukaryota, Metazoa, Chordata, Mammalia, Rodentia, Muridae.
GAGGACAAAAACGAGAGAAGAAAAAUGUCCCUUACUUUAUCUUUACCAUCUAUCAUUCAUUGUUUAGUAGUGUCACACAUUAUUUUGAAACAGGUUAGGAACACUACAAAGGGAAAAAAAAGAAAAACCAGAACGAAAAUUUGCCUGUGACUUAUGUAGUGUUGGAAAUACUGCCAACACUCAGGGCAAAAGUUAAUAUCAAAACUGAAACAAAGCCGUGUUUUGUGAAGCGGUUUAGUAACAGGACAUUGGGAGAAAGCACGUUAGCUCACUUCAUAGUAAAACAGGUCCUGCAAGGCCAGGUAACUCAGGAAGAGAGUGGUAAUUAUUCACAGAAGAAAGCCGGUAGUGUACUGUUACAAUACUACUGUAGCAAGUCAGAAGGUCACUAGGCUUCCAGGGUAGCUGACACAGCCCGAAACUGCUUGGCCCCCUUUAAAAAGAAAGAAUAAGAUGGGAGAGAAUGAAGCUGGCUUACCUAACAUGUCUUUGCAAGGUAAAAAGAUGGCUUAUCAGAAGGUGAAGGCAGAUCUAAGAAGCUCAGGACAUUCACAGUACUUAGACAAUGACGAACUUCAAGCCACUGCCCUUGAUUUAGAGUGGGAUAUGGAGAAGGAACUGGAAGAGCCAGGCUUUGACCAGUUUCAACCAGAUAGUGCUGAGCAUCAGAACUUGGGGCACUCUGAGACUUUGGACCUCCAUCUUGAUUCCAUUCAACCAGCAACGUCACCCAAAGGAAGAUUCCAGAGACUUCAAGAAGAGUCUGACUGUGUGACCCACUACACAAGAUCUGCACCAAAGAACAACCACUGCAGCUUCUGCUACAUGUUAAAAAUACUGUGCAUAGCUACUACUCUAUUUAUUUUUGGAAUUAUAAUAGGUUAUUAUGCACACAUGAAUUGUCCAUCUGAUGCCUCACCAUCAGGAACAAAUAACCCUCAGUUAUACCAAGAUAUUCUGAAGACAAUCAAAGCAGAAGAUAUAAAGAAAUCCUUCAGAAAUUGGCUACAACUCUAUGACAGCAAGGAUGACAUGGAAAUUGCAAAGAAGAUUAAGAGUCACUGGAUUGCAUUGGGCUUGGAAGAUACACAGUUUAUAAACUAUUCUGUGCUGCUGGAUUUUCCCGGGUCCUCUCCAGGCACCAUCACUCUGAGCAGCACUGGCCAGUGCUUUUAUCCUGAUGGCCAACCUUGCAGGGAAGAAGCCAGAGGAGGCCACAGCCAAGAUCUGUUCUUCUCAUAUGCAGCCUAUUCUGCCAAAGGAACUCUCCAGGGUGAUGUCAUCGAUGUGAGUUAUGGAACUAUGGAUGAUUUAAAACGGAUUACAAAGUUGAGAAAUACUACAAAUCAAAUUGCACUCCUGAAAUUAGGAAAAUUACCACUACUGUAUAAGAUUUCCUUAUUGGAAAAGGCUGGGUUUGGAGGUGCUCUUCUCUACAUUGAUCCCUGUGAUGCACCAGAGUCUUCAGUCCUUAGCUCUGAGCCUUUUAUGGUGACUCUGAAUCCAGGAGGAGACCCCUCUACACCUGGAUACCCCAGUCAUGAUGGAAGCUUUAGAAAAAGCCGACCAAACCUCACCUCCCUGUUAGUGCAGCCUAUCUCGCCAUCCCUCGUUAAAAUGCUCAUCUCUUUGCCAAAACUGAAAAUGGAUAAAGAUGCCUGCAGUCCUCUAGAACUUCCACAUAAUGAAAAGAGAACUGUCAGUUUGCAGGUACAGACAGUCACACAGUUUAAAACAGUGUCUAAUGUUGUUGGAUACCUAAGAGGCUUGACAUCACCAGACCGGUAUAUUAUAGUUGGCAGCAACCACCAUGCUGGAUACAGUUAUAAAGGUCAAGAAUGGGCCAGCAGUACUGCAGUAAUCACAGCAUUUAUUGAAGCUAUGAUGUUAAGAGUGAAGAAAGGAUGGAGACCAGAACGCACUAUUGUUUUCUGCUCAUGGGGAGGAACACCCUGGGGCAAAAUUGGCUCCUAUGAAUGGGGAGAGGAUUUUGUGAAGAUUCUACAAAAAAAUGCUGUGGCUUACCUUAGCCUUCAUAACCCCAUCCGGGGCAACUCCAGUCUGUAUCCAGUAGCGUCUCCAUCUCUCCAGCAACUGGUUAUAGAGAAAAUUAAAUUCAACUGCAUGCAGAGAGCUCAGUGCCUAGGAGCCAAUGUCAGCUCUGUGCAGAUACAAGGUGAUGCUGACUAUUUCAUCAACUAUCUUGGAGUUCCGACUGUGCAGUUUGCUUAUGAGGACAUCAAAACAUUAGAGGGUCCAAGUUUUCUCUCGGAAGCCAUUUUUCCUACACAUGCAACAAAAAUUGAAGAAGUGGAUCCAUCUUUCAGCCUCCAUGAAGCCAUUACUAAGCUCUCAGGAGAAGUAAUUUUACAAAUUGCCAGUGAACCAGUACUGCCCUUCAAUGCCCUCGAUAUAGCAUUAGGAGUUCAAAACAGCCUUAAAGAUAAUGAGCCUAGUGUUCCUCACCUGCUUGCCUUAGCAUCAAAACUGAGGGAAAGUGCAGAGCUCUUCCAGUCGGAUGAGAUGCGACCAGCUAAUGACCCAAAGGAGAGAGCUCCCAGCCGUGUCCGAAUGCUGAAUGACAUCCUUCAAGACCUGGAGAAGAACUUCCUGGUGCAGUGGGUACCACCAGGAUUUUAUAGAAAUAUCCUGUACCAUCUUGAUGAGAAGACAAACCAGUUUUCCAUUCUUAAGGAGGCUUGGGAGCACUGCAAUCCACAGACAUCAAAUGAGACUUUUCAAGAGGCCCUGUCCAAUGUGCUAAAUAGCAUUAAUUCAGCUCAUAUUUCCUUCAAAGCAGGACUGGAUGUGUUUGAAAGUGUCUUACUUGGAAAGAACUGAAAAAACGCUCAGACUUCUUCAAAAUUUGUUUACAAUUGUAACAGAAAAAGCUCUAAUUUGACCAGGUGUUUGUCUGUUUGUCUUGCUGUUUUUUAUUGUCACUGAAGACCUCCCUGAAGUUUAAAGCUAUUAUGCAAUGUAAUUUUUAAUGUAAAUGAGAGAGAACAUUUUGUACUUUUAAAAUAUUUUCUUAUAACUCCACUGGAGUAUGUAAUGCAAUUAUUGAAGUAAUACUUAUGAUUUCUCUAUUACAGAGAAAUAUGCCAUAUUUUUAGAAAUAAAAUGGUUUGAGGAGGUUAAGGUAUUCUUGGCGUUGUCACACUGUGGACAGAAUGUGGAGGAAUGCCAGUAUUCUCUCUGAUGAAACCUCCAGGAAAUUUAACGUAGACAUGGACACCUGAUAAGGUUUUAGAUAAUUUUGCAAGUAUCUGUUCAAUGUGAAGCCAUGAUUCAUUCUGAAUGAGUGAUUGAUGCCCAAAACCACUUCGAAUGUUUCUAUUUUAUAAAUGAAGUCUGUCUUCUUAGCACAACUAGAUGUAGUAAUGCACUGGUUAUGAAAUUGUAUUUUGUAAGAAAUAAUGAAAAAAAAAGCCAUAAACAUUCCAAGGGGGAAAUUCCCAAGAAACUAGAUGGAGCAAUUUAAAUGUAAAUUCUUCCCAAAGUGACACAUUUUGAAACCCUUAAAUUGCCUCAGUUGAUGCUACAUGAACUUCAGCAGUGAUGUACAUAGACAAGGAAGGGAAUAUUUCCUACUUUACUUUCUGUGCUUUUUGACAGAAUUACAGAAACAGGAACUGUGCUAAAGGAGUACCACACAUGGCUGUCCCUUCCUACAUCUUCCUCACAACCUCUUGCUCUAAUGUCACUUUAACAGAACACCAUAUAACUAUGAUGGAAAAAUGGCAAAACUUGUCUUUGAAAAUCCAAAAUAUCACCAAAUACAACUAAGUGUUGUUUUAUACAACUGGCAAAAUAAACCCUAUUAUAAAAUAUAUGUUUGUUUUGUCAACAAAUACUCUAAAUUCAGAAGGAAAAUGUAGCAUCUCCCGCUUUGUUAUCCUUUUUAGUGGCAAUGCUUUAUAGUAUUCCACUUACGCUAUCAAAAUUGGAGUGAUUUAAGGCCUGUUCUCACACAGUUCUCUCAUGUAGGAGAGGGGCUUUGUAUCUUGACUUUGUCAUCUAGUAGCUCCAGAAACUUUAUCCCUCUAAAGUGGAAGAUUGUGCCUAGUUGUGGACAAAUAAAACAUUUAUCCUACAUUUUUACAACAUAUUUGUUAAAAUAAUAAUUUUCUUGUAUUGAGUAAUGCAGUUUCCCUUUGGAAUAGACCAUGAGAAUAGUUCCCUAACUAUUUCAAUCCUGAAAAAAUUGCCAUUGCCAUCCUGUGGUCUUCCCUGUUUUUUUUUCUAAGUCUUUACUUCUUUAAGAUGAACAUAAAAGUAAGGUUAGUUAAAAAGGAAGCUAGAGUUGAGAGAAAAGAAUAAACCAUCAUUGGCUAAGUGAUUGGCAAGGACCAUCUCCCACCAUUAGUAAUAGUUGCUUUCUCAAAACAAUGAACUGAGGCAAUUAUGUAAUUAAUUUUACAAUUCAAGCAGAAGCACAUGUUUAUCUGAAGUGCCUAUGUACAAACAUCUUCAUAUGAUAAAUGAAAUACCUUGUAAUAUUUUAAUGCAUGUAUUUAAUGUAAUGAUUUUAACUGUACUUGCUUGAGAACCUUUUGCCACAUUGUUUAAUAUGUAUACGAAGGCAUUUAGAAGGUUUGGCCUGCCUACCCAGCACUGCCUCUUCUCCAUUAUCUGCAGAGAUCAGAAGAACAAAUGGGGUCAGAUAACCCAUACUGCAAGAGAGUCAAAACUUAUGUCAAAGAGUGUUUCAUACUGAAUCAAAGUAUGUGCAGUUCAUAGUAUGGAGUUGAAUUUGGUAGAAUAUCAUCUUAGAUCAAAUCUCUACAUUGUUUUAGUACAACAUUUCAAAAAAGGAUUGAGAACAGAAAAUUACCAUUUAGGAUUUUGUAAAGACUAUGUACAUAGGUAAAGAAAUUACAUAUGAAAUCUAUUUUUCUUCCUUCUAAAUUUAUUGUAUUUGUUCACUAAAAUACAGUUAACCUUUGGCUAGUAUAUUCUAUUAGGUCAUUUAAAAGCCUGUAUAAAGUGUUUAAAUUAGAUUUAAAACAUAUAUGCAUGAAUCAUGAAGAUGAUGCUUCAUGGUUUGAUUUUACCUAGCUCUGAUCUCUUACAGCAUUUAUCGUAACUCUGACAUGUUUGUCUCAAGACAUUUUCAGAUGUAUAACAUGUUAACUUGUUGCAGAACAUAGUAGACAUAAUCCUGAACAAGGUAGUGACAAGUGGUGUGUGAAUUGGUAUUACAUUCAAAUUGAUACAAUGUACUUCAUAUAGAAACAUGCCCAGGAGACAGAAAGUCAUAGAUAAUCCAUUUAACCCCCUCUCCCCCACAAAAUAAAACCUAUGCCAUGAGCCUGUAUCCAGGCUGAAUAUCUGGGUAUAUUACUCCUGAUCUGAGAGACAAAAGGGAGUCUGUCAACUAAGACCUAGGUCAAUGAUCUUGCUUUUAAUCAUAAAAUCACCACUAUACAAAUCAGAUGCAGUACUGGACCAAGAUGAAUGGAGAAAUGUGGACAUAAGCAUCUGUUCAGAGAGUGGCUAAAGCCACCUGGAUUGUCAGGUUCUCAAUAUUCUUGUCCAGCGUACACUGUCCUCCCUUUGAGAAGGCAGAACUAUUGAUGACCUUUCCAGAGAAUUAGUUGAAAGUAGCCACCAAGUCUGAUGCUGUUUUGAGCUGGGAACAGGAUUUUAAUGCCAGACCAGAUCCUAUGUUGAAUAUAAUUGACAAAAUGUUCCCAGAAUAUCAGAGCAAAUAGCACAAAGUCUGAGGAAUGAUUGUAUAUGAUGCCAGAAGUCAGAAAGAAGGAUGCUGAGCAAAAUAUAACAGAGGUAACUGUUACCUGGAAACAGCAACAGUGUUGGUUUGAAGUGUGAAACUUGAGGAAGGAGCCUUCAGAAUAUUUAUUCUCAGAUUUGAUUGCAUCUAGUUUAGUGAUUUCUAAUCAAUAUUAAUCCUGUAUCCUGAUAAUACAUCCUUUUGAAACUCAUUAAAGUAAAAGAAAAGGAAGCCAAAUUAAUGAGGAAUCCCAAAGAUUUCUCACAGUGAAUUCAUUAAAACUCCAAAUGGGGGACGGGAAAGAUGGUUCAGCAGAUAGGAACACUGGCAAUUUAACUGAGAAGACUUGCAUUCAGUACCAGCACCUGUCUGGGAGUACAUAAAUGCUUUCACUAAGGGAUUCAAUUCCCCACUCCUAGUCUUCAAAUAUAUCACAUACACACAUUCACAUAUUAACAAACCUCAAACAAAAUAUAGUAAAUACAAAGAUGACCUGUUACAUCUGUAAAAGAACUGUAAGGUGUAGCCGAAAUUUAUGCCAGCUACGGACUAGACAUGGCUUACUUUUGUUCCCCUUAGUUGACUAUACAGCAACUGAUUUAACAAGGAAGAACCCAGAUUUAAUGAGACAUCUUCAGAGUUUUCAGAUUAAUAAUGACAAUAAUAGUAAUGUAAUAAUAAUAAUAAUAAUAAUAAUAAUAAAUGUUGUGUUGUUUCUUUCUUCUCAGAGGGAUCCUGAAAUGUCACCAAGGCCUUCUUUAUACCAGGUGCUGCAGAGAGCAGGGUUUCUGUUUGAGAGCACAAUAUGAUGUAAGAUUUUGAGGUAGCUUAACACAUACAAGAAGCCACAGCUAGAUCACCAACAGCCUUGGCUAGGAGCCACUCAUCUGCAAAACACCUAAAAAGCAGCAUACGUAAUCUUCAAUAGCUAUAGUCCAUCUAAAAAAUGGUAUAUAUGUGUAAGUUUGAAAAUAUCUAAAAAAAUGAAAACUAAGCACAGAUAUACUAUCAGGACAACUAGGCUUCAAGUUGUGAAACCAAGUACAAUGCACUAAUCUCAUAAUUUCCUAUCCUGAAUGUUUGUACAAUUCAUUAAGAAAACAACAGGUGCACUGAUUUUGGAAUGAAGCUAUAUAUCAGACUCUAAACCUCAACUUCUUAAAUAAAUACAUAGCAUGUCACCAUUUUGUUUGCUAGAAAGAUAAGCUAUGCUUCAGACUCAGAAAAACAAAAUAUUUGUUACAAUUUUAUCCGUUGUGAGUCGGGAUCUUGCCUGAUUAAAAAAUAAAUUAUUUGCAGAAUAAAUUGGUAGAUGUAGUCACUAAUGUUCUCCAGAGACUCUCUGUGGUGUGUGUGAUUAAUUACUGAAAUAAUUAAGUUCUCCUUGAAGAUUACACAUUGCCAUCUCAUUGGUUUAACAUGUUACCAAAAUGUGACUUGGCAACACAUUUUUGUAAUAGAAAAGAAUUGCUUUAAACUGCCAAGACAUAUGCUGAGUAGAAGGGAAAUGUUUUUUGCAUAUUCCAAUAAAUUAUUUUCCAAUGUGUUAAUCUGCAAGCCUGGGAAUUUAACUUAGGCAUGGGGGAACAAGUAUUUGCUGAGCUAUGCUUUCAAACUCAGAACUCUUGCAUGAGUUUAAAUUGCUAACCAAAAAAAAAAAAAAAAGGCUCAUUUUUUUGAA